CAGUUGAGUCCCGGAGCGGUCGUGAGGCGCUGGACUCUUACGAGUUGUUGCAAACUGAAGCCGGGAAAGUAACGUGAAGAGUAGAGUAUCAGACUCCUGGAAAAAGCAGCUUGUUCUUCUUCUACACUGAGUAGGGGCAAUGUCACAAGUCCAGACAACUUACUCUUUUGAUGCCCCCACCGACUUUAUCAAUUUUUCAUCUUUGGAUGCUGAAGAAGAUACUGAAAAUGUAGACUCAUGGUUUGAUGAGAAGGCCAAUUUGGAGAACAAGUUUCUUUGGCAGAGUGGAAUAGGAGAACCUUUUCAGGGGAAGACUUUGAGAAAAGCCAAACUUCAACAAGGCUGUGUCACACCCUUGAAGGCAGUUGACAACACUUAUUACAAAGAGAUAGAAAAGGAAAAUCUUCAGAAACAAUCUGUCCCAUCAAAUGAUUGUCCUUCUCUGAAUGCAAAGAGAGCCAUAUCAGGAAAUACUCCUGUCCAGCCUCAGAGAAGAUCUGUUAGACUCUCUGCUCAGAAGGAUUUGGAGCAGAAAGAAAAAAACCAUGUUGCCUCUGUUGAAAUGAAAGCCAAGAGAUGCACUGCUCCUGCUGCUGACUAUCCCCCCAACAAAAGAAUGAAAGUUUCUCAUAAAAAGAAACCGAAGGAAGAGGAGGAAGGCAGUGUUUCAGCUACUUCAAGAAAGGAUGAAAGAGAAACCCUGGAGAAAGCUAAGGGCAAACACACUGUGCCUGGUGUGCCACCUGCAAGGGAGAAGGUUCUAAAGAGUACUGAAGAGCAGGAGAUAGAGAAAAGGCUGAGAAUGCAGCAGGAAGUGGUGGAGAUGCGGAGGAAGAAUGAAGAGUUCAAGAAGCUCGCUCUCGCAGGGCUAGGGCAACCUGUGAAGAAAUCUACAAGUCAAGUUACCAAAACAGUUGACUUCCACUUCCUCACAGAUGAGCGAGUCAAACAGCAUCCCAAGAACCAGGAAGAGUAUAAGGAAGUGAACUUCAUAUCUGAACUUCGGAAGCAUCCUUCCACUCCUACCCGAGGAACCAGAGGAUGUACUAUCAUUAAGCCUUUCAAUCUGUCCAAAGGAAAGAAAAGAACAUUUGAUGAAGCAGCUUCUACAUAUGUGCCUAUUGCACAGCAGGUUGAAGCGUUCCACAAACGAACCCCUAAUAGAUACCAUCUGAGGAACAAGAAGGACGAAAGCUUGUUACCCUCCAAACCUGUGAACAAGAUUGCACGAGACCCCCAGACCCCCAUACUGCAGACCAAAUAUCGGGCAAGGGUUGUGACCUGCAAAAGUGCUGCUGAGCAGGAGGCUGAGGAGCUUGAGAAGCUGCAACAAUACAAAUUCAAAGCACGGGAACUUGAUCCCAGAAUUUUUGAAGGUGGCCCCAUCUUGCCCAAGAAACCGCCAGUUAAGCCUCCUACUCAGCCUGUUGGCUUUGAUCUGGAAAUUGAGAAACGAAUUCAUGAGCGAGAGUCAAAGAAAAAAACAGAAGAUGAACAAUUUGAAUUUCAUUCCAGACCUUGCCCGACUAAGAUCUUGGAAGAUGUUGUGGGUGUUCCUGAAAAGAAGGUAAUUCCAGCCACUGUUCCUAAGUCACCAGUUUUUGCAUUGAAGAACAGGAUCCGAGUGCCCAUCAAAGAAGAGGAGGAAGAGGAAAAACCAGCAGUGAUCAAAGCCCAACCUGUGCCACAUUAUGGCGUGCCUUAUAAGCCCCACAUCCCAGAGGCAAGAAGUGUGGAGCUGUGCCCUUUCUCCUUUGAUACCCGGGACAAAGAACGCCAGUUGCAGAAGGAGAAAAAAAUAAAAGAAAUGCAGAAAGGGGAGGUGCCCAAGUUCAAGGCACUUCCUGUGCCCCAUUUUGACACUGUUAACCUGCCAGAGAGAAAGGUAAAGAAUGUGACUCAGGCUGAGCCUUUCUCCCUGGAGACAGACAAGAGAGGCGCCUACAAGGCCGAGAUAUGGAAGCACCAGCUGGAGGAAGAACAGAAGCAGCAGAGGGAAGCAGCUUGCUUCAAGGCUCGUCCAAACACCGUCAUCUUUCAAGAGCCCUUUGUUCCCAAGAAAGAGAAAAAAUCAGUUGCUGAGAACCCUUCUGGUUCUCUAGUUCAGGAACCUUUUCAGCUGGCUACAGAGAAGAGAGCCAAAGAGCGGCAGGAGCUGGAGAAGAAAAUGGCUGAAAUGGAGGCCUGGAAACUGCAGCAGUUGGAGGAAAUCAGGCAGCAGGAAGAGGAGCAGCAGAAGGAGGAAAUAGCCAGGCUCCGGAAAGAACUGGUGCACAAGGCUAAUCCAAUACGCAAGUACUCUACAGUGGAGGUGAAAUCCAGUGAGCUGCCUCUGACUGUGCCGGUGUCUCCUAAAUUCUCCACUCGGUUCCAGUAGAAGCUGCAUCACUUCACAGGCAUGGAGGACAUGUCUUCAGACUCACCCACUAUGUGUGGAAACAUACCUGACAACUAUGGAAGCCAGGUGUUUUGAAGAUCACUUUACACAGAAACUCUGAAGCUAAUGAGAUACCACUCAUUUAGACUUUAAUCAGACUUCUUGUAGUUAUUUCCUUCAGACGUUAGUUGGCCCUUUCCUGUUGGUCUUAACUCUGGCUAGAAUUUCAUGUAUUCGUUUUGGCAUAGUCUACUUUUUACCUGAUCUCCCCCUACUACCCCUUUAUAUAUGUAUUUUAAGCAUACAAUAAAGGCAAUUAAGUCCUGG
Messenger RNA from Grammomys surdaster, 2704 nucleotides. RefSeq names its product TPX2 microtubule nucleation factor (gene Tpx2). Lineage: Eukaryota; Metazoa; Chordata; Mammalia; Rodentia; Muridae. The transcript has 17 exons. The record is from RefSeq and is a predicted model, not a curated record. Gene Ontology annotation, biological process: activation of protein kinase activity; regulation of mitotic spindle organization. Gene Ontology annotation, cellular component: spindle; microtubule. Bases 140 to 2377 code for a protein of 745 amino acids.